Messenger RNA from Phytophthora megakarya, 615 nucleotides. NCBI's taxonomy places the organism in Eukaryota, Oomycota, Peronosporomycetes, Peronosporales, Peronosporaceae. The record is from the annotation of a GenBank genome assembly.
AUGAAGAAAUAUCUGGGUGGCUCGAUCGCCGACCUCACACAAGCAGAAGCAAGAUCGUACGGCAAGAUCGCGGCCGACUAUGAAGUGGAUGGGCAGGAUAUACUCUUCUACUGCCCACCCACUCCGAGAUCGGGGGACGGUCGCGAUCGGUUACUGAGACUGGUGGUGCCCGAAACGUUGCAAUCUGACGUCUUACACCACUAUCACACUACGCUGGAAGGAGGACAUCAGGGAGUGGGGCGUACCUACCAGCGGAUCAGGGAUCAUUUCCACUGGAGAGGAUUAUAUCGGAGCGUUCAGCGAUAUGUGGGGGAAUGCGUGGACUGUGAAACGGGAAAAGGGAAACCGGUGAUCCGGGGUGAAUCACCAGGGAACUUGCACGCGACGUACCCGUUCCAAAUCGUCGCCAUGGAUCAUAUACCGUCGCUGCCUAGAUCCCACAAGGGUAACACGGAUCUAUUGAUCUGGGUCGAUCUGUUCACAGGAUAUGUGAUCGCGAAAGCUAGCUCGUCCCGGUCGGCCCCAACGAUCGCGGAAUCCGAGAUGAUCCGACAUGAUCGAGAACCCGAGUUCAUGUCUGACUGCUUCCGGGCGUUUAACAAGAUCCUGGGAUAA